AUGGGGAUUGGGAAAAAAUGUAAAACAACAAUGGGAAAACAACGACGGGGAGUGGGAAAACAUGGCAAACAACAAUGGGGAUUGGGAAAAAAUGUAAAACAACAAUGGGAAGUGGGAGAACAUAUCAAACAACAACGAGGAGAGGGCAAACGUCUCAAACAAUCAUGGGGAGUUGGAAAACAUCUCAAACAACAAUUGGGAUUGGGAAAACAUAUCAAACAACAAUGGGAAAUGGGAAAACAUAUCAAACAACAACGAGGAGUGGGAAAACGUCUCAAACAACAAUGGGGAGUUGGAAAACAUCUCAAACAACAAUUGGGAUUGGGAAAACAUGUCAAAGAACAACUGGGAGUGGGAAAACAUCUCAAACACCAACUGGGAGUGGGAAAACAUGUCAAACAACAAUGGGAAGUGGGAAAACAUGUCAAACAACAACGGGGAGUGGGAAAACACCUCAAACAACGACGGGGAGUGGGAAAACAUCCCAAACAACAACGGGGAGGGGGGAAACAUCUCAAAGAACGACGGGGAGUGGGGAAACAUGUCAAACAACAACGGGGGGUGGGAAAACAUCUCAAUAAAAACGGAGAGUGGGGAAACAUCUCAAACAACAACUGGGAGGAAGAAAACAUCUCAAACAAAGACGGGGAGCGGGAAAACAUGACAAACAACAACGGGGAGAAGGAAAACAUCUCAAACAGCGACGGGGAGCGGGGAAACACCUCAAACAACGACGGGGAUUGGGAAAACAUCUCAAAGAAUGAAGGGGAGUGGGAAAACAUCUAG
Molecule: messenger RNA, 786 nt
Organism: Mizuhopecten yessoensis (Yesso scallop)
Lineage: Eukaryota; Metazoa; Mollusca; Bivalvia; Pectinida; Pectinidae
Product: involucrin-like
Exons: 1
Coding region: 1-786 (261 amino acids)
Source: RefSeq, a predicted model, not a curated record